Molecule: messenger RNA, 1660 nt
Organism: Eutrema salsugineum
Lineage: Eukaryota; Viridiplantae; Streptophyta; Magnoliopsida; Brassicales; Brassicaceae
Product: transaldolase
Exons: 7
Coding region: 123-1442 (439 amino acids)
Biological process (GO): pentose-phosphate shunt; carbohydrate metabolic process
Cellular component (GO): cytoplasm; intracellular anatomical structure
Molecular function (GO): transaldolase activity
Source: RefSeq, a predicted model, not a curated record
UAUUCGUCGUUUGCGUUCCCGACCUAACUCCACUACCCACCAACCCCAUUUUUUUGCCCCUUUUCUUGUUUUUAUCCUCUGAUCAAACCAAGAACGGAUCUUUCAUAUUUCCCCGACUGAAAAUGGCCUCCAUUUCCAACCUCGCUAAUCUUACACCCGCCACUUGUGUCGACUCCAGAUCUUCUUCUUCCUCUUCCUCCGUCUUACCCAGAUCCUUCGUCAAUCUCCGCAGUUUGAACGCGAAGCUUUCCUCUUCUCAGCUUUCCCUUCGGUAUAAUCAACAAUCGAGACCUUCUCUCUUUGUGAGGUGUUCAGCCUCUGGUGGAAAUGGAAGUGCUGCAAAGAGAACGACUCUUCACGAUCUGUAUGAGAAAGAAGGUCAGAGUCCUUGGUAUGAUAAUCUAUGCCGUCCCGUCACUGAUCUUCUCCCGUUUAUUGCCCGUGGCGUUCGAGGCGUAACUAGCAACCCUGCGAUCUUCCAGAAAGCCAUAUCCACUUCAAAUUCCUAUAAUGAUCAGUUCAGGACACUUGUGGAAUCAGGAAAGGAUAUUGAAAGUGCGUAUUGGGAACUUGUGGUGAAGGAUAUUCAGGAUGCGUGCAAACUUUUUGAGCCAAUCUAUGAUCAGACAGAAGGUGCGGAUGGCUAUGUCUCUGUUGAAGUCUCACCUAGACUUGCUGAUGAUACCAAUGGCACUGUUGAAGCUGCUAAAUUUCUUCACAAGGUUGUGAACCGCCGUAACGUCUACAUUAAGAUUCCUGCUACUGCUCCAUGCAUUCCUUCCAUCAGGGAUGUCAUUGCAUCUGGAAUAAGUGUCAAUGUCACGCUUAUCUUCUCCAUCGCGAGAUAUGAAGCAGUGAUCGAUGCAUACUUGGAUGGCCUGGAGGCAUCUGGACUUGAUGACCUGUCAAGAGUUACCAGUGUUGCUUCCUUCUUUGUCAGUCGUGUGGAUACUCUUAUGGACAAGAUGCUUGAGCAAAUUGGUACCCCAGAAGCCCUAGACCUCCGUGGCAAGGCAGCUGUGGCUCAAGCUGCAUUAGCAUACAAGCUGUACCAGAAGAAAUUCUCAGGCCCAAGAUGGGAAGCUCUGGUGAAGAAAGGAGCCAAGAAGCAGAGGCUUCUCUGGGCGUCGACAAGUGUUAAGAACCCAGCUUAUUCCGACACCUUAUAUGUCGCUCCACUCAUCGGACCUGACACUGUGUCAACCAUGCCGGAUCAAGCACUGGAAGCAUUCGUAGAUCAUGGAAUCGUGAAGAGGACAAUAGAUGCGAACGUGUCGGAAGCGGAAGGGAUAUACAGCGCUCUAGAGAAGAUGGGAAUAGACUGGAACAAGGUAGGAGAGCAGUUGGAAGAAGAAGGAGUAGAUUCGUUCAAGAAGAGUUUCGAGUCUCUGCUUGGUACUCUGCAAGACAAGGCCAACUCUCUCAAACUAACCAGCCAUUGAGGAUACCGGUUUUGAGUUUGGUUCAUCAUCAUUUUGUUCUUUUGGUCGUAGUAAAAAUAAAGGAAGAAGCUUUUGGCUUUCUUCUCCAACGCUUCCCACUAUGCUUUCUUAGUUGUUGUAUGGCUUUUGCUUGAUCGAUGUUCACAAUAUGGAUGGGCUCUUAUCUUAUCUUAAUUUGUUCUUGCAUGAUGUUUCGAAAGGAGGUUAUUUACUUUUUA